Molecule: messenger RNA, 1166 nt
Organism: Cyclospora cayetanensis
Lineage: Eukaryota; Apicomplexa; Conoidasida; Eucoccidiorida; Eimeriidae
Exons: 4
Biological process (GO): double-strand break repair via homologous recombination; regulation of DNA-templated transcription
Source: RefSeq, a predicted model, not a curated record
CGUCAGCAGGAGAAGGACAGCCUUCGUUGGGGGAAUUUUCAUUUGCGUCUGGCAGAAGGGCGACGAUUUCCUCUGAGGCUCUUGCCAAGGCGCGCAGUCUGCUGAGCCUUGAGCAUGGGGAGGACAGCAAUAGCAGCAGCAAUAGCACCAGCAGCAGCAACAACAGCAUCAGCAACGGCAACAGGAGCAACAGCGUAAGCGCAAGCCUAAACACAGUCACAGGUACAAGGAGCAUUCGCCAUACAGGAAGCACAAAUAGUGAGGACAGUACGUGUUCACGGAGUGCAGAGGCAUCGUUAGCAGAGGCUACCACGUCACCAUCACGGUCUGCCGUGAUAGAGGCAGCAGCGCCAGCAUCCUUCCCCACAUCCUCCAUGCUAAGGAGUAAUUUUCCUGGUUUGCGGAGGCCGUUCGCUGCGGGGGGGCUGCUGCCUGAGCCGAUGCGGCAGCGGGGGGGUGGAUCUUCAAGGAGAGGCUUUAAGCCUCCGAAGAGACUGAAGGCAGCAGCAGCCGCGUCUUCAGCGCCAGCGUCCCUUAGUUCGCUCUCAUCAGGAGCAGCAACACGUAUCGCUGCAGGAGCAGCCGCAUUCGAAAAUAAAACUUCCUUGAGAGGCGGCGAUUCCCCCGAGCAAGCACCACAGCUCUUGGUGCGAGCAGCGCGAGAAGCGGAAGGCUGGCGUUCGGCUUUGCGCCGCAUCUGCGAAGGCGACACCCCCGCCGCUAUUCCCUUGGCUGUAGGGGUAGUAGGCUGGCGAAUAACGGCUCCCCCUGGAGGAGUAGGAGGAGGAGGCCUCUCUGGAGGCAGCCCUCUCCGCGUUUCUGAGGUCGCGUUGACGGACGGAUUUUACUGGAUAAGGGGCAAGCCGCUCGACUGCUUCCUCGCUAACGAUCUGGGGCGCCUGUUAGGAGGGGCCUCCCGGCUCUCUGCUGCAGCGGUCUUCGAAGGGAAGACGGCCCCUGCCUCUUGUGGAUGUGGUUGUCUUGCGAGUGCUGCCGCCGCACUGCCGUCUGCUGCUGCACCAAGAGAAGCAGAAGCAGCAGCCACAGCAGCUGCAGCAACGCCCUUGCCUCCUGUCGCUUCAAGAGGGAGAGCUAUGGAGAAGCGUCCAGGAGCAGCAGCUGCGUGCCAGGGAGCGGGAAAGGCUCUCGGAGCGCUUCGCCGCUGA